GCUGCCGAAAGUGAGAGUGCUGUCAUACCAUGGCUGAUGAAACAAAAAUUGUCACCGAAAAUGGAGAGGCUGGUCCUCCGAAAACGGCCAAGCAGUUGGAGAAGGAAGCCAAGAAGCAGGCCAAAUUGGACAAGUUGAAGCAAAAAUUGGAAAAGCAGCAAAACAGUGCACCCAAAAAAGAUGUGGAGAAAAAAGAAAAGAAAAAGGAAGUUAAGGAGGCGGCAGUAUAUACUAUAGACACAAAAGAGGGUGACAAGAAGAAUACAGCUUGCAAUUUGCCAGAUGCAUAUAGUCCUAAGUAUGUGGAAGCAGCAUGGUACAGCUGGUGGGAAAAACAAGGGUUCUUUAAACCAGAAUAUGGAAGAAAAUCUAUUCUGGAACCAAAUCCCAAAGGCAAAUUUGUUAUAAUCAUUCCUCCACCAAAUGUGACAGGUUCUUUACAUUUGGGACAUGCCUUGACCAAUUCAAUUCAGGAUUCCAUUUCAAGAUGGCAUCGAAUGAGGGGUGAAACAACACUCUGGAAUCCUGGUUGUGAUCAUGCUGGUAUUGCUACUCAAGUUGUGGUAGAGAAAAAACUUUGGAGGGAGGAGAAAAAGACACGCCAUGACAUUGGCAGAGAAGAGUUCAUUAAAAGAGUGUGGAAAUGGAAGGAUGAGAAAGGUAUAAGAAUAUAUCAUCAACUGAAGAAAUUGGGCUCAUCCUAUGAUUGGGACCGUGCUGCAUUUACAAUGGAUCCCAAAUUGUGUAAAGCUGUGACAGAAGCCUUUGUUAGGUUGCAUGAGGAUGGUACCAUUUAUAGGUCCAACCGAUUGGUCAACUGGUCUUGCACUUUGAAAUCUGCAAUAUCUGACAUUGAGGUGGAUAAAGUUGAGCUGCCUGGCCGUACAUUUUUGAGCGUCCCCGGUUACGAUGAGAAAGUGGAGUUUGGAGUGUUGGUCCACUUCGCUUACCAAGUGGCCGACUCCGACGAGAAACUGAUCGUUGCAACAACCCGUGUGGAAACAAUGCUCGGUGAUACCGCUGUGGCCGUGCAUCCAAACGACGAGAGGUACAAACAUCUUCACGGAAAGUUCGUAGUGCAUCCGUUCUGCGACAGAAAGAUUCCGAUUGUAGUGGACGACUUUGUGGAACUUGGAUUCGGAACGGGGGCCGUCAAGAUAACCCCCGCGCACGACCCUAACGAUUAUGAGGUCGGAAAGCGACAUAAUUUGCCGUUUAUCACAAUUUUCGAUGAUCAAGGUUAUAUAGUGGGGGAUUAUGGAAAGUUCACGGGAAUGAAACGGUUCCAAGCAAGGAAGGAAAUCGUUGCAGCGUUGAAAGAAAAGGGUCUAUAUGUGGAAACCAAAAACAAUCCCAUGGUUGUACCAAUUUGCAGUCGCAGCAAAGACGUGGUAGAACCAAUGUUGAAGCCUCAAUGGUACGUGCGUUGCGACGAAAUGGCUAGUAAUGCCGUUCAAGCCGUCAAUAACGGUGACUUAAAGAUUAUUCCUGAGAUGCACGUCAAAACGUGGCAUCAUUGGAUGGACGGCAUCCGCGACUGGUGCAUUUCUAGGCAGUUGUGGUGGGGACAUCGCAUUCCCGCUUACUACGUCUCACUGAAAAGCAGAACCUUAGGAACUCCUGGAGUCGAAGACAAUGACCAUUGGAUUUCGGGAAGAACCUACGAGGAAGCUGUAGAAAAGGCGGCUAAAAAGUACAACACCACCGCCGAUGAUGUUAUAUUAAAACAGGAUGAGGAUGUUCUGGAUACAUGGUUCUCUUCAGCCCUGUUCCCAUUUUCCAUCUUUGGGUGGCCAGAUAACACUGAUGAUCUGCAAGCUUUCUAUCCAACUUCUUUAUUGGAAACCGGACACGAUAUCCUGUUCUUCUGGGUCGCAAGAAUGGUAUUCUUUGGACAAAAACUUCUUGGAAAAUUGCCAUUCAAGGAAGUAUAUUUGCACCCUAUUAUUCGUGACGCCCACGGUAGAAAAAUGAGCAAAUCGCUAGGCAACGUAAUCGACCCGAUGGACGUGAUCACUGGUAUUAGUUUAGAGAACCUCCACUUGCAGCUCCUUGACAGCAAUCUCGAUCCGAAGGAAAUCGACAAGGCAAAAGCUGGCCAAAAACAGGAUUAUCCUGAAGGAAUACCUGAGUGUGGCACGGACGCAUUGAGAUUCGCUUUGUGCGCCAUGUGUUCCGGUAGGGACAUCAAUUUAGAUAUCCUGAGAGUGCAAGGUUACAGGUUCUUCUGUAAUAAGAUUUGGAAUGCCACGCGUUUUGCACUUACAUAUUUCGCCAGCGAUUUCGUAGCUCCAGCCGGUAAUCAGUUUAUCGGUAACGAGUCUCUAAUGGACCUGUGGAUGUUAAGCAGAUUGGCUUCAACUGUGGCAGAUGCCAACAAAGGGUUCAGCACCUAUGACUUCACUUUGGUCACCACAGCCAUUUACAAUGUCUGGCUGUAUGAACUGUGUGACGUUUACUUAGAAUAUUUAAAACCAGUAUUUGCUGGUAGUGACGAAGCUGCUAAGAAAACAGCACAAAUCACCCUGUACAGAGCCCUGGAGGUGGGACUAAGGAUACUUUCGCCGUUUAUGCCUUUUAUUACUGAAGAAUUGUACCAACGUUUGCCUAGACCAAAGGAAGUUGCAGAAAAGGUGCCCAGUAUUUGUGUUGCAUCUUACCCUGAUUCUGAAGAGUGCUUCUGGAAGAAUCAGACUGUAGAAGAUGAAGUUGAAUUCAUUCAAAAGGUUGCUAAGGCAAUUCGUUCUGCCAGGAGUGACUACAACUUGCCAAACAAAACAAAAACUGAAGCAUAUCUUCAAUCCAGCGAUUCCAGUACUGUGGAAAUAUUAAAGAAAUACGGGAAUGCUCUUCAAACUCUGGCGUAUUGUUCCAAAACACCAGUAAAUGAGAGUGCACCACAAGGUUGCACAAUUAUUACUGUCUCCGAUAAAUGUUCCGUGAAUUUGCUGCUCAAAGGUCUGAUUGAGCCUUCAAAAGAAAUAGCGAAGAUUCAGAAGAAGCUUGAAUUCCUUCAGAACACUAAGACAAAAUUGAAUCAAGCAAUAAGUGCACCUGACUAUUUGACAAAAGUACCACAAGAAGUGCAACAAGCAAACAACGAUAAACUAAAUCAAACUACUGUCGAGUUGGACAGAUUACAGGCGGCACUGGAUUCUCUUAAACUAAUGGAAUAAUGCACAUAGUGAUAAUUUAGGAAAUUUAUUUGGAAACCAAAAGCAUUUCUUCUAAUUUAUACUAUAUGGUGAUUGUUGUCUAUUUAUUUAUAUUUUAAUUUAAUUGUUAGGAUUUAAAACGGCAUUCAACUAGCUUUGUUAUUCAACCAAACAAUCCCAGUAUUAUGUAUUUAUUAUUUUUAUUCCUUAUCAAUAUACUUAUAAUAUGCAAAUAAAAU
Aethina tumida (small hive beetle) is the source of this 3394-nucleotide messenger RNA. RefSeq names its product valine--tRNA ligase. Bases 30 to 3176 code for a protein of 1048 amino acids. The record is from RefSeq and is a predicted model, not a curated record. Gene Ontology annotation, biological process: valyl-tRNA aminoacylation. Gene Ontology annotation, molecular function: ATP binding; aminoacyl-tRNA deacylase activity; valine-tRNA ligase activity. Gene Ontology annotation, cellular component: cytosol; cytoplasm. The transcript has 11 exons. NCBI's taxonomy places the organism in Eukaryota, Metazoa, Arthropoda, Insecta, Coleoptera, Nitidulidae.